AUGUUGGCAACAGAAAGAGAGCGGCGCUCAAAUGCAGGGGGCAAGAUGGCCAAACUUUUGGAAGCGGAAGAUGAGGAUGACUUUUACAAGACCACAUAUGGAGGGUUCGAGGAGGAAGAAGAGGACAGAGAUUACAACUCCUCCCAGUCAGAUUCUGAUGAUAUCAUUGACUCUGAUUUCAGUAUAGAUGAAAACGAUGAGGUGAAGAGUGAUGACAAUGAUGAUGAAGGGAAACCAAAGCGGAAGAAAAAAGGAGUUGUUACAAAAGCAUACAAGGAUCCUAAAGGGGACAAGGAAAAGAAGCCUCCAACAAAGAAGCUGAAAACAGAAAAGUCAACAGAGGUGCCAUCAGUCCAGAUCUAUGUAUCUCCAGAAAGAAAGUCCGUGAGGAGAUCGACAGCUCUGAAGUCAGAAGCAGCAUUAUCCAGACAAAAGUUGGAUCAGCAGCGGGACAAGAUACUCAAAGACAUGGCAAUCAAGAAAAAUGUUUCUCACAUUCGCAGGAUGACCCAAGAGGAACUUCUGGAGGAAGCCAAGAUCACUGAAAAGCAGAAUAUGAAAAGUUUAGAGAACUAUCAGAAGCUGGAGCUGGAGAAGAAACGGGCAAGGGUAGUUAAACAAGCUUAUCAUGGCCCUAUCAUCCGCUACCACUCUCUCACCAUGCCUUUGAUUGAGGAGUUGCCGUACGAACCAGACGUUGAUGUUGAUUCUGAAGAGGUUGCUGAAACCAAGAAGCCAGAGUUGUCUGUAGACGAGAAGUGUGAGAGGACGUUCAUCACUUUCACAGAUGAGUCCACUUUUAAAGAGAUUUUCCCUCAAGUAAAAGCUAAGCCACCUAGCAGAGCCAUAUGUCCAGUGACCAAGUUACCAGCCAAAUACAUUGACCCAGUCACACAGACACCUUAUGCCACUGCCCAAGCAUUCCACCUGAUUCGAGAUGCAUACACUCGUCAGCUGGAGAAUGAAAACAAAAAUCGCUCAGCCAGCCCCGUGAACAUAAAUGGCCAGAGAAAAAAGGAAAAAGACAAAUCAUCGGGUUCUCCGCAGAUGUUGUCGACAAGUGCAUGA
Candidula unifasciata is the source of this 1068-nucleotide messenger RNA. Lineage: Eukaryota; Metazoa; Mollusca; Gastropoda; Stylommatophora; Geomitridae. The record is from the annotation of a GenBank genome assembly.